AUGACAAAAGAGUAUGUCAUUCUUCCUGAACCGAAAAUGAAUUUUAAUAAGCAUAAGUAUAGGUGGAACGGAUUUGGUUAUGUUCCUUCAACCAAUGAGUACAAAGUUGUCUUAAUGUAUAAGGUGCCCAAUUUUGUAGAGGUCAUGAUGUACACUCUUGGCAGUGGUAAUGGUUGGAGAAACAUUGGAAAAUUCCAACUUAAAAUGAAUUAUGUUUUCAAAGGACAUGGUAUCUUUCUGAAUGGUGCUCUUCAUUGGGGGCACUCAACUGGAAGUUUGAUUCUGGUUUUCGAUUUAGCUGAUGAAAUAUUUCGUGAACAUCUUUUGUCACCUCCUCCGCAACCGCGAUCAUGGUUGUUUAAAGAUUUAGGAGUUUCGAAUGGGUUUUUGUUUUGCGCAAGUGCACAUAGAUCUUACAUUCAAUACAAAAGAUGGGAUUGUGAUAUAUGGAUAUAUAAAAAGAAGAAUGACAAUGAGCAGAAUGAACAAUACCCGUCGUUGGGAUGGACAAAAGAGUUUAUACUUUCGGAAGGACAACAACCAUUAGCCUUUACCAAGAGUGGCGGUGUCUUAAUUUAUGGUUCUAACUAUCUCUAA
Molecule: messenger RNA, 597 nt
Organism: Papaver somniferum (opium poppy)
Lineage: Eukaryota; Viridiplantae; Streptophyta; Magnoliopsida; Ranunculales; Papaveraceae
Exons: 1
Coding region: 1-597 (198 amino acids)
Source: RefSeq, a predicted model, not a curated record